Messenger RNA from Adelges cooleyi (spruce gall adelgid), 777 nucleotides. RefSeq lists its product as uncharacterized. NCBI's taxonomy places the organism in Eukaryota, Metazoa, Arthropoda, Insecta, Hemiptera, Adelgidae. The record is from RefSeq and is a predicted model, not a curated record. The transcript is spliced from 6 exons. Bases 75 to 776 code for a protein of 233 amino acids.
CACCACUAACAGCAUUAGUGUGAUUUUUAUGUUCUUUGCGUUCAGUUUAUCAAGCAUUAAAAAAAGUAAUUAAGAUGAAAUCCAUCAUGAGUGUUGUGUAUUUAUUCGGUCUUAUUGUUUCUUUGAACAGUUCGCCUAUGAUACCAAGCGGUGGUGAGACAUCAGGGACAUCAGAACCAUCAGGGACAUCAGAACCAUCAGGGGCAUCAGAACCAUCAGGGACAUCAGAACCAUCAGAGGAAAAUCAGGAAACCAUCUUGCCCGAACCUAUAAGAAACUAUUUAGUAAAUGUUUCUUUGAAUAGUUCGCCUAUGGUACCAAGCGGUGGUAAGACAUCAGGGACAUCAGAACCAUCAGGGAACAAUCAGCGAACCAUCUUGCCCGUACCUAUAAGAAACUUUAUUAUAAAUCUUUUGUCUAAAUUAAAUCGAAAUGCAUUACCCAAAAAUGUAUUAGAAUUGAUAAAUGGUCCUGAUUUUUUAAAAGCACUAAAUGAUGUAAAAGAUGAAACAACUUUAAGAUUCUUUUCGAAAGUACAACUAGACUCAGAGUUUAUUGGACAGCUUAUCUUUACUGUGAACUUUAUUCGUGAAAUAGUUUCAAAGAAUCCGACAAAUUUAUGUGAACUGCAAAUCAGUGCACGUAAAUAUAUAUACCGUUUCACAAAAUCAAAAUUAAGAAAUAUAUAUGCAAAGAAUAAACUAAAAGAUUUAAUCGUUAUGUUCAUGACGGACGUGGAAAAUUAUUAUAAAAACAAAAAUAUUAAUGAUUUCUAAA